CCAAUGGCGGCUCACACAAGUUUCUUUGAAUGAGUUAAAACGUUCAGUAAACGUUUUAUCGAGAACAAAGUUAUUAUUAGUGGUUGCAACAUAAUUUCUAUAUUGUUUUUCACUUGGUUUAAAUUUUCCUAUGUUCUGCAGCGGUUGACAAAUCGCCUGUGAAUGACUGAAGAUGUCUCUCAACAAAUACAUGCACCCACGGAACCCCUACAGGCGCCAGAAACCAGACUUCCAACUUCUGGCCAGCAAGUACCCUGAGUUUUGUAGCCACGUUAUUCAGGACACAGCAGGCAAGGUGUUCCUGGACUUCAAGAACCCUGAAGAUUUGCGAAUUCUCACCAAAACUUUGCUGAAGGAAGACUUUGACCUUGAUGUUGAGUUGCCUCAGGAUCGGUUGGUUCCAACGAUCCCGCUGAGACUCAAUUACCUGCUGUGGGUUGAAGAUAUCAUCGGAAGGAAGAAAUCUGGUGUACGAGGAAUCGAUAUUGGUACUGGUUCAUCUUGCGUUUAUCCGUUACUAGGCAACAAGAUGAACAAAUGGUCCUUCCUGGCAACAGAUAUCGAUGCUCAAAAUGUCUUCUAUGCUAAGAAGAAUGUUGAGAAAAAUAGUUUGACUUCAGCAAUAACAGUGAAGAAAGUGACAGAGGAUGCUCUGAUGACCGGGGCUCUCCUAGAUGAGGAUUCGGACGUGACAUACGACUUCUGCAUGUGUAAUCCUCCUUUCUUUGCGGACCACAAUGAGGCACAGGCAGUGUCGACAUCCCGCAGCGUGGACCGCAGCGAGCCCUGCUCCGUCAGUACUGCCAGCCCCAAGGAGAGCAUCGCCCCUGGAGGGGAGGUGAUGUUCGUCAAACAGCUGAUUGCUGACUCAGCAUCUCUGAGGACCAGAGUAAGGGUGUACACCACCAUGCUUGGCAAGAAGACCAGCAUAUCUCCCUUGAAGGAGGAGCUACGCAAACUGAAGGUUCCCAAAUACGCCACGACAGAGUUUUGUCAGGGCAAGACAAUGCGGUGGGGGAUAGCCUGGUCCUUUGAUGAAAGUGUCGUGUUCCCUAAGUCUCCCUUCCAGUCCUCCAAGAAUGAGAAGCCACCUCUGUCCUACGUUGUGCCGUUUGCAGCUGGUGGCGCUAUCUAUGAUGUGCCACAUCUGACGCAACAUGUAAAGACUAUACUUAAUGGACUUCAGAUUCAGCACAGAGAGAAGAAAUGUCACAAGGGUUUUGCCAGCCUUGCGGUCGUAGCGCAUGAAAACACCUGGUCCAACCAGAGACGUAAACGUCGACAGAAGCUGCGAGAAGGGGCAGACAACUCUACCCGCCCCACAAGUGAUAUGUCUGUCAUACAGGACAAGCUUGGUGAACACGUGAAAGAUGAAAAGGGAGAUAACUCCGCACUGGAAGUGAAGGGAGACGACUCUGGGUUGGAAAUGAAGGGAGAUGACUCUGGGUUGGAAAUGAAGGGAGCUGAUGACAGUGGUUGUCUCAACGUCAGUGGCGACAACAACAUGGGUGUGGAUGGUGGUGUGGAAGAUUCUGAACACAGGAAGAGGAAGGCGCCAGAAACUCUGUCAGAAGAAUCAGGUGAAAGCAAAAGGAUCAAAGUUGUCGAGGAAACGGAAAUUGUGAAAAACACAGAUGUUGAAUCAGUUCAAGCUGAUAACAGCAAAUCAAACAAUUGUGAUACAAGCAAACACGGGAAAUAUGGCUUGACUAAAUCUGGAUCUGAAGCAACAAGUAUCAAGGCAGAUGGGAAGAAACCAGAUGUGGCGACUUCUGGCAAGAAGCGGUACAUCCUGAAGUGUGACGUGAACCUGAAGAAGCGGGCAGGGCAGCCGGAGGUGGUCCUGGAGAUGGUGUGGCGGGACGGAGACAGUCGCGAGCUGAUGCAUCAGGUCAUGCAGUACUUGAAGAACAAGCUGAAGCCGCCAUGUUGAUGGGCUUACAUCAACUCAUAAUGGUCACAGUUGGUUCAACUUCUCUAAAACACUGAUCCUCCAUUGUGUGUCUGGGUGGACCUACAUCAACUCAAAAUGGUCACAGUUGGUCAGACUUCUCUAAAACACUGAUCCGCCGUUGUGACUCUAUCCAGUCGUCUGUCCUCGUUCGGCCAUGGAGACUUGCGUGAGCCCACGUAGCCACCCACGCAGCCACCCUUGAAACCGCCCACGUAGCUGUUUCCACCCAGCUCUUGGCGUCGCAUCAAGAUUGAUGUGCAAUACUGUAUGAAGAGCUAUAACACUCCCUGGACCCCUCAGGGCCUCACUCUGUAGAGUUGUGUAGCGUCCUUGUUCGUGGCAUACGACCAGCACACAUUUAUUUUCUGGUUACCUUGCCUUCAUACAACCUGACCUUGAUGAUAUAAUGUUGUACAUAGUGAAUAAAUCUGAACAGAAGUGACCCAUGAAGAUCUGGGUUAGAAUUGGCCUUCAGUAACUGACUUGGUUGACACAUGUCAUUGUAUCCCAAUUGCGUAGAACGAUGCUCAUGCUGUUGAUCACUAGAUUGUCUGGUCUGGUAUGACCGCCGCCAUAUAGCUGGAAUAUUGCUGAGUGCGGUGUAUAACUGAACUCACACCCUGUCUCACUAAACAGAAGGGGUAUAGCUACUUUGGUGAAGAGUGAAAUAUGGAUAAUGGUGGACAUUACAAACACUUCAGGUUGAUUGUUCAGUGCCUCAUAUUCAGUGUACUUCUUGGCAAGACUUUCGGUUCACAUGACUGAAAGACAAGUUAGCUUGUAUCAUGACAUGAUUCUCCGUCAUCGUUGUUUAUCGUCCAUUGUAACCAUUCCCUCUGAGACCUAAAACUUCACACUCAACUCCCACUAUAAUGACACCUUAGUUUGUUUAAGAGGUUCGCAUGUCAUGUUCGGUAUGGCCACCAUGUUAAUAUUAAAUUUAUGAAAGUGUACUUUAUUCAUUUUUGUAUACAACUGUUGUCUGCAAGUUCAGCAAUUGUCAGGGUACCUGCCACAAGUCUUGAAGCUGUGUUGACAAGACUCUAGGGCUGUAACGAUGCAUCAAACUAUCGAUGGAUUGCAAUUGUUGAGUUUUCGAUAGCAAUUAGUCGAUGGUGGAAACGAAAAACUAUUGAUGCAUCGAUAGUAUGUGGGACUAUCGAUAGUUUAGUAAUUGACUUCUGUUGAUAAUUGCGCAGUGCAAAAUACAGGAAGUACCUGAGUCGUUCGCUUUGAUUUAGAGUUAUCCGCCCGUGUUACCUCUUUAACACACAUGAUCUGGGUUUCAAUUUGUUUGUCAGUUAUUAAAAGAGACUGAAACUACA
Molecule: messenger RNA, 3279 nt
Organism: Haliotis rubra (blacklip abalone)
Lineage: Eukaryota; Metazoa; Mollusca; Gastropoda; Lepetellida; Haliotidae
Product: RNA N6-adenosine-methyltransferase mettl16-like
Biological process (GO): rRNA base methylation
Cellular component (GO): nucleus
Molecular function (GO): 23S rRNA (adenine(1618)-N(6))-methyltransferase activity
Source: RefSeq, a predicted model, not a curated record